Molecule: messenger RNA, 958 nt
Organism: Magnolia sinica
Lineage: Eukaryota; Viridiplantae; Streptophyta; Magnoliopsida; Magnoliales; Magnoliaceae
Product: cyclin-dependent kinase C-1-like
Exons: 5
Coding region: 335-958 (207 amino acids)
Biological process (GO): protein phosphorylation; positive regulation of transcription elongation by RNA polymerase II
Cellular component (GO): cyclin-dependent protein kinase holoenzyme complex; nucleus
Molecular function (GO): cyclin-dependent protein serine/threonine kinase activity; RNA polymerase II CTD heptapeptide repeat kinase activity; ATP binding
Source: RefSeq, a predicted model, not a curated record
UGAAACAAACUGCAGUUUAUAGUAGCUAUUCAUGUAUGGUUGUUGAAUGGAUGUCUCCUAGAUGAUAUUUUCCUCUUCUGUUUCCAAAAUUGCAGCACCAUAUAUAAGUUGAAGGAUAUACAAACAGGGGAAAUUGUUGCUUCAAAAGAGAUAUUAAUAGGUUCUUUAACAAAGGAGGAAGUAGAUGAUGUAAUAGGUGAAAUUACAAUUUUAAGAAGACUUGAUCAUAAAAACGUGAUUCCUUUGAAGGAGAUAGUAACUUCUUCAGGUUCCAUUUGAAUUUUCACAUUUUCCUUUUCUUCUUUUCUUAACUAGUGGCUCUAAUCCUACAUACAUGUUAUCGAGACUAACAAAUUGUUCUUCAGAUUUUCAGAGAGAAAUUGACAAGGACGAUCAAGGAAAUCCAGUUGGCUACAAGUACACUGGUAUAAUCUUCUUGGUUCUUGAGUACAUGGACAAUUCUUUGGAAGGUAUUUUAAGUCGUCCUGGUGUGUCAUUCACAGCUCCACAGGUCAAGUGCUAUAUGAAACAGCUAUUGGAUGGGCUCUAUUAUUGCCAUGCUAAUCAAGUGCUUCAUCGUGACAUCAAAGCACAUAACAUACUCAUCAAUAAUGAGGGAUGUUUAAAGCUUGCAGAUUUUAGCCUUUCACGUUGGCGCCCCAGUGAUGACGUCAAUGAAGCUAAAUUUGAGGUUACUUCUUUGUGGCAUAGGUAUUGCUAUGCCUUGAUCACCUUCAUAGUUAAUCUUCAUUUCUUUCAUACUAGGAACAUUAACCGUAUAUUCCGCUUCUCAACUGGUGUGAGUAGGCCUCCAGAAUUGCUGCUUGAAACCCAGGAGAUCUCUCAUUAUGGCCCUGCUAUUGACAUGUGGUCUGUUGGCUGUGUUUUUGCAAAGCUGCUUGGACAACGAGUCAUGGAAGGGUUAAACAAGGCAGGCUUCUGUACCCCAAAUCCUUAA